ACAAUAGAGAGAAAAAAAAACGACGUAGUGUGUCACCCAUCAACAGAGAAAAACACUCUCUUAUCAAACGAAAAAAAAAGUUUAAAAAAUGAUAAAAAUUCGUUUUGCGCCGUGAUAAAUUAUUUUUAUUAUUAUUUAUUAUUAUUAUUUUUUUAGGGCGGUUACAGUGCGUAAUGACACUCGAUUAUUUGUAUGUGUGUGUGGUGAAUCAUCAUCAUCUGUUGUAAUUUUGACAGUAGACAAGAAAAAUAUAGAAAAAAAAAAAAAAAAAAACACGACGUAAAUAUUGAUGUGAGAAGGAAAAGUCAAAAGUUCAAAGCAACAUGAAUAUACUCAUAAAAAAAAAAUUAUUCAUCAAUUGCAAUGAUUUAAUAUUAACCUUAAUAAUCAACAAUAUCUGAAGGAUGUAUUGUCAAGCUGUUGGGAAGUAGCAAAAAUAGUAAAGCAUAUUUAGUAUUAAUAAAGAAAAAUUUUUAAAAUGAAUAUAAUGAGAAAAUUGAGGGGUGGAAGUGGUGCAAUGGGAACAAGUGGUACAUCAAGUAUGGAUGAUUGUUCAAAUGGUGCUAAUAAUCCUCAACAUACUGCACUUGGUUUGAUGCAUCUUAAAAAAUUAUUUUCCGAGUAUCAACAUCCAGUUAAUCCACUCAAUGAUGUUGAACGUGAUGACAAAUUGUACAACAUGUUGCCUUUAUUUUGCAAGGUAUUUGGUUCAAGUCCAUCAACAGAUAUGAAUGAAAAAUUUUGGGAUAUAUUGGCAUUCACACAACAGGUAUCAAAGUUAAUGGUUACAGAAAUACGAAGAAGAGCAAGUAAUCAAAGUACUGAAACAGCAAGUUGUGCAAUUGUAAAAUUUCUUGAAAUUGAAAAUAAUGAAGAAUCAAGUAAUGGCUGGAUGUUAUUAUCAGCAUUAAAUUUAUUAGCAGCUGGUGAUACAUCAUUGAUACAAGCAAUGACAACAGUAUCAGUACCAUCAACACUUGUUAAAUGUCUUUAUUUAUUUUUUGAUUUACCUGAAAUGAGUGAUGCUGAAGCUGAUGCAACUGAUGUUAAUUCAGAAUUUACACCACGUGAACGUAGAAUAUUAUUACAAAAAAUAUUUGUUCAAGUACUUGUUAGAUUAUGUAGUCAUCCAUAUCCAGCAGAAGAACUUGCUAGAAAAGAUGAUUUAACAUUAUUAUUUUCUGCAAUAACAACUUGGUGUCCACAGUAUAAUGUUAUGUGGCGUAAAAGUGCUGCUGAAGUAUUAAUGACAUUAUCACGCCAUGGUUUAACACAAAAUGUUGUUGCUUAUAUACAUAAUAAAGGUUGUAUUGCUCUUUGUAUUGAUAAUAUGCAACGUGUACCAGAAUUAGCACCACUUGAAAUUGUUGAAAUGUUUGUAACUGUAUUUUGUUUUUUAAAAGAUUCAAGUGAAGUAUCACAAACAUUACUUGAUGAUUUUCGUACAUGUCAAGGUUAUAUAUUUUUAUCAGAAUUUUUAUUAAAAAAUGCAUCAUCAAGACUUGAACAAGAUGAUAAAAUUGAAGCACAAGAUGCUAUUAGAAAUUUAGUAUUAAUGUUAGCAUCAUUAACAAUGUGUGGACAUACUGAAUUAAAACCAAGUCAAGCAAGUAUGGGAUCAUUAUUUCAAAUACUUGGUUUUACACUACCACAACCAAGUAAUCGUGGUGGUAGUGUACGUAAUAUACAAGCAUUUCAAGUAUUACAAUCAGUAUUUAUUAAAUCAAAUUCAUCAUUAUUAUGUUGUACAAUACUUGAUGCAAUAUCAAGUGUUUAUCAUAGUGAUAAUGCAAAUUAUUUUAUUCUUGAAGGACAAAAUACAUUAUCACAAUUUGCUGAAAAAAUACAUAUUAAAAAUCCAGAAAUACAAAAAAAAUUUUUUCAAUUACUUGAAUUUAUUGUAUAUCAACUUAAUUUUGUACCAUGCAAAGAAUUAAUAUCAUUAUCAUUAUUACUUAAAUCAAAUAAUUCAAUUGAUUGUUGUAUAAUGUGUAUGGAAACAUUGAUAAAUAUAUUAAAACAUAAUAUAAUAUUUAAAGAUGUUUAUCGUGAAGUUGGUUUACUUGAAGUAUUUGUAACAUGUUUACAAAGAUAUGCAACAUUAUUAAAAGAUAAAAAAUCAGCAAUUGAUAAUAAUAUUGAUUUUAUAAUAUGUAAUAAAGAUAUUAAUAUGGGUGUACUUGUUAUGGAUGCAUUGACAAUAUUACUUGCUGGUAAUGUACAAAAUGCUAAUGUAUUUCGUGAAUGUACUGGUGCAAGAUGUGCACAUAAUCUUGUGCCAUUUAUUGAUUGUCGUAUAAAUGCACUUGGUAUUGUUAGAGAAUUAAUAUUAAGUGCUGGUGGUGAUGAUGAUAUGGCAACAUUAUUUGGUAUAAUGCAUUCAGCAUCAUCAAAUGAAAUAUUAUUAAAAACUCAUAUAUUAAAAACAUUAUUAUCAUGUUUACGUGAAUCACAUAGAACAAGAACUGUUUUUCGUAAAGUUGGUGGUUUUGUUUAUGUUAUGUCUGUAUUAGUAUCACUUGAAGGAUUACUUGGUAAUAAUAAUAAUAAUAAAAAAUCUGAAUCUGAAUCUGAAUCGUCACCUACAUCAUCAUCAUUUAAUAAUGAUAUGAUUACAACACAAAAUAGAAGUCAACAAGAUGAACAACAAUUAUUAACACUUUUACAUGUUGUAUUUUAUACAAUAACAACAGCAAUGAGAUUUGAACCAGCAAAUGCUAAAUUUUUUCAUCUUGAAAUAUGUCAAUCAAGUUUAUGUGAUACACUAAGAUUACUUGGUUGUUUUAAUUCACAAUUAACAUUAAAUGAAAUGAAUUUAAAUACAUCAACAUCAUCAACAUCAACAAAUUAUCAUAAUAUUUUACAUGAUUUUUUUAAUGGUAAUGUACUUGAACCAAAUUAUCCAACUGAUAUGCCAAAAAAUCUUGCAUAUUCAUGUAUAUUAUUAAGAUUACUAUAUGAUGUUGCACUUGAUGCAUUUGAUAAACCAAAUUAUCCUUCAAUAAAUACAAAAUCACCAUCUCAUAAACAAUCAAGUUUUGAUAAUCAAAAAUCACUUGAUUCACCAAAUUCUGGUAAACGUUCAACAGUUAAUUCAUUAAAUUUAAAUCCACCAAUACCAGAACCAGUUAUUGUACAUCCAGGUAUUGUUAUUGGUAUGUUACAUUUAGUACCAUCAAUAUAUGAUAAUAAAAAUUCUGAAUAUUCAAUUGCAUUACAAAUUUAUAUUGCUGAAGUUAUUAAAAGUUUAGUUAGAUCUGAACGUAAUCAACAAGUUAUGUGUGAUACUGGUAUGGCUGGUGAAUUAUUAUUAAUGGGAAGAAUUGCACUUCAAGAUGAAACACAUCCAUUACAUUCACCAUUUCAAUAUAUUAUUGAAAGACUUGCUGCACAAUCAUUAGAACCAAAAGAUUUACGUGAAUUUAUGCGUCUUGGUGAUCCAUUAUGUUGUAUAUCACUUGAUGAAAUUGAUCAAAAUAAAUCAAGAGGUGGUCCAGUACCAUUAACACGUAUUAAAACACUUGUAUCAAUGACAACACCUAAAGAUUUUCGUUCACAUGGAUCAUGUACAUUACCACCAUUUGUUGAAUUUGAUAUGAGUGCUGAAGGUUUUGCAUGUUUAUAUUUACCAAGUAUUGCACCAACAAGUACAACACCACCAACAGUUGUAUCAUCUGAUAAUAGUGUACUUGGUGGUAUUGGUACUGGUGAUAGAUUAUUUCCACCACAAACUGGUUUAACAUAUAGUACAUGGAUUUGUAUUGAUAGAUUUUGUGAUCCAAGAAAUGAUCCACAUUGUGUUAGAUUAUUAACACUUAUACGUACACCAAUUAAUGGUGGUAAAGAUAUAAUAUGUUUUUCAGCUGUAUUAAGUGCACGUGAUAAAGCAAUUAUUGUAUCAACACAAGAAACAACAAUGUUACAAAGUGUUGGUGAAUGGGAACCAGAUGGUAUUGGUGAAAGUGGAGCAAGAGUAUGGUGUCCUGAUUUAUUACAUGAAGGACAAUGGCAUCAUAUUGCAAUUGUAUUAAAUCGUGCUGUAUUAAAAAAUUCAAGUUUUUCAUUAUAUCUUGAUGGACAACAUAUACAAAGUCAAAAACUUCAUUAUAUAACACAAACACCUGGUGGUGGUGGUGCUAAUUUAACAAUAGCAUCACCAGUAUAUGGUUAUAUUGGUACACCACCAUGUUGGAGAAAAUAUUCACGUUUAACAUGGAAACAAGGACCAUGUCAUCUUGUUGAAGAAGUAUUUAAUUCACAAAAUAUAUUAACAUUAUUUAAACUUGGUCCACAUUAUAUGGGUAGUAUGCAAGCACCACAAUUUAUUGGUCCUGAACCAUAUCCAUCACUUCUUGCUGAAGAAAAAGUUGUAUUUGGUUUAAAUGCAAAAGCAAUGUCACAAUUAACACUUGCUAAAAUACGUAAAGUAUAUAGUAGAGCUGAUAAUAAAUCAAUUGCAAAACAACUUGGUAUGUCAUCACAUGAAAAUGCAACACCAAUACGUGUAUUACAUAAUUCAGCUGGUCAUUUAAGUGGACCAGCAAGAGCAUUAGGUGGUGUUGUUGUUGGUUAUCUUGGUGUUAGAGUAUUUAAUCCAAGACCAGUUGCAACGACAAUUGAUAAUGUUGGUGGUUGUUCUGUUUUACUUGGUUUAAUUGCAAUGGCACAAGAUGUUGAAUCACUUUAUGCUGCUGUUAAAGCACUUGUUUGUGUUGUUAGAUCAAAUCAAGCAGCACAACAAGAAAUGGAUCGUCGUCGUGGUUAUCAAACUCUUGCAAUGUUAUUAAGAAGAAAAUGUCCAUUAUUAAAUAGUCAUAUAUUACAUUUGACAUUUAGUCUUGUUGGUACUGUUGAUAGUGGUAGAGAAACAAGUGCAAUACCAAAUGUAACAGCAUUUCAAGAUUUAUUAUGUGAUUUACAAGUAUGGCAUGAGGCACCUGGUGAAUUAUUAAGAUCAUUAUUAGAACAUUUAUAUGAACUUGUUGCUGAAUCAAAUGAAAAAAGAACAAAUUUACGUUUAAUGAGAGAUUUACAAUUGGUUAAUAAAUUAUUAAAUAUACUUGGUGAUGUUAAACAAAAUUCAACAAGACAAGUAUUACUUGCAUUAUUAAGUAUAUUACUUGGACAACCAAGACAAAGUGAUUUAUUAUGGUUUGGACAAUUUAUAGUUGCAACACUGCCAAUAAAUAGUGAAAAACAUUUAAUUUUACGUGAAAAUGAUGGUCCAUUAAUGAAAGAAAGUGAAGGUGAAAUGAUAUUAUUACGUAAUAGAUGUUUACAAUUAUUUCAUUCUUUAUUAUUUAAUGGAUCUAAAAUAAAUCCAACAAUGUGUGAUGAAUUAUCAAAAGUUCUUGGUCUUGAUUGGAUAUUAUUAUUUCUUCAAUCUGGUCUUCAUAGUACAACUGUUGUAUGGGGUUUAAGAAUUCUUGUUGCUGUAUGUUCUGUACAAUCUGUAUUACAAAAAUUUAAAGAUGGUACAAGUAAUUGUGGCUGGUUAAGACAUACUGAUAAUAAUAAAAUGGCAAUGGCACUUGGUUGUAAUCAACAAACAUCAUCAAAUACAGGUGAAAUAAAACCAAUUGGUCUUGCUGUACCUGGUUUUCAACAUUUAGGCUGGUUAUUACCUCAACAUGUUGAUUUAGUACCAGAUAUAUAUUUUUUAUUUAUUGCAAUGAUGAUGGGACAACCAAUAAAGUUAUUACCAGCUGAUACAAAACUUGAUCUUGAUAAUGUAUGGAAUUUUAUGUUUGGUGUACCAGCAAAUAAUUCAUUAGCUUCAUUUGCUGGUAAAAUAAUAAUAUGUCCAGAAGCUGUUGUAACAUUAUUAUUAAUGGUUAGAACAAUGCUUAAUAUGUAUACAAAUAAUCCAGAUUCUUUACCUGAUUGGUUAAUUGAUUAUCCAGUAACAAUAAUACAAUUUUUAUUUUUUAUUUAUCAUAAUUUUACUGAUUUUAUGCAAGUAUUUAUGUCUGGUGAUGUACUUGGUGCAUUAGCUGGUACAUUAUUUCCAAAACAAAUAAAUGAUAGUCAAGAUAGUAGUGGUGCAAGUACACCAGGUGAUGAACAAGAACCAGUACUUGUUAGAUCACCAUCAAAAGAUAUUGGUUUAACAAAUCAUUCAGCUAAAAAAUUUGUACUUGAUUUUUUACGUGUUAUAACUGUUGAUUCAUUAUCAUUACAAGUUACUGGUAAAACACCACCAGUUAUUGAUUUAAUAUUAGAAGCAUGGCCAGAACAUGCAUCAAAUGGACAACAAACACAUUAUCAAACUGAAAUAUUAUCAAUAUUAAUGGAACAUUUAUUAGCUGCUGAUGUAUUAAUUGGUGAACAAGCAGCAUUACCAGUUGUACCUGGUGGUUCAACAAAUAAUAUAACAAAUAAUGUAUGUUAUCUUGCUGCUAGAAUUGUUGAUAAAUUAUGGCAAGGUUCAUUAACAAAAGAUCCACAUGAAAUAUUUGAUUUUAUUAUAAAAUUAAUUGGUCAAGCUAAAAGAAGAUCAGCAGCUGUUAGUUUAGAAGGUUUAUAUCAUUGUUUAAAUAGAACAACAUUAUUUUUAUUAUCAAGAUCAACUGAUACAAUAACUGAUCAAAUGACUGUACUUGAAGCAUUACAUAAAUUAACAACACAUAGAUUAAUUGUAUUUGGUGCUGGUAAUCAUGAACUUGAAUAUAUUAGUUGUUUAACAUAUUGUUUACUUCAAUUAACAGCUGAUAUUAAAAUAAUGCUUGAUACAAAUAUUAAAACAACAUGGCAUGUUAAUCCACAAAUUGAAACAAAUGAUGAUAGAUUACAAUCACAUCAAGGACAUAAUUUAAUGGCUGUUGCUGCAACACGUGUUUGGGAAGAGCUAUAUGUUUGUAAAAAACCAGCAAUUGAAGAAGUAUUUAAAAUAACAUUACCAUUACCAACUGGUAAUGAACGUGCACCAGAUUUAACUGUUGUACGUGAAUUAGUACAUGAACAAGCAGCAAGAUUAUGGUUAAAUUAUGUUGUACUUGAACGUAAAGCAUCAUAUAGAGUACCAUGGGAAUUUCAUAGUCAAAUACAAUCUAAAAUACAAAAAGUAACUGGUGGUUUAACACGUCUUGCUAGUAGAACAAAAGUUAGAAAAGAAGAAUCAGUUAAACCACGUUUAAGAUUACAUUAUAAUACUGUUAUACAAUGGACAGAACAACAUAUAUCACUUGUACGUGAAUUAUCAAUAACACGUAAACUUCAAUAUCAACAAAUAUAUCAACAUACACAACGUUAUGUUUAUCAAGAAUGGCUACAAACUGAAACUGAAUUAACAAGAGAACGUGGUUUAUGGGGACCACCAAUACCAACAAUUCUUGAUAAAUGGAUGCUUGAUAUGACUGAAGGACCAUGUAGAAUGAGAAAAAAAAUGAUGAAAAAUGAAUUAUUUUAUAUACAUUAUCCAUAUAGACCAGAAUUAGAUAAUCCUGAUAAUAAACAAUUAAAAUAUAAAGUUGCAACAAGUAAUGAUUCAAAAGAAUAUUAUUUAAAACAAUUAAAUAAUUCAUCUGGUAUGUUUGAAAGAGAAAAAGAUUCAGUUAUUGAUGAUAGUCCAUUAAAUAUAAAUGAUACAUCAAUUGAUAAUAAUGAACCACCAAUUGUAACAACAUGUACACUUGAACGUCAUGCAAGUGAACCAGAUGAAAAUACAGAAGAUAUUGAACAAGAAGAAGAAAGUAAUCAAGCUGUACCAGAUAAUCAAACAUUACUUAGAUUAUUAGAAGAACAUGAAAAAAUAAGUCAUAUGUUUAGAGUUGCAAGAAUACAAGGUUUAGAUACAACAGAAGGUCUAUUAUUAUUUGGUAAAGAACAUUUUUAUGUUAUUGAUGGUUUUACAUUAUUAAAAACAAGAGAAAUACGUGAUAUUGAAAGUGUACCAGAUACAUAUGAACCAAUAUUACCAGCACCAGGUUCACCAAGACGUUCACGUGCAAUGCGACAAUGUUCAAAAUUUAAUUAUGAAGAUAUACGUGAAGUACAUAAACGUAGAUAUUUAUUACAACCAAUGGCACUUGAAGUAUUUAGUGGUGAUGGAAGAAAUUAUUUAUUAGCAUUUCCACGUAAAAUAAGAAAUAAAAUAUAUCAAAGAUUUAUGACAUUUGCAACGUCAAUAUCUGAUAGUGCACAUCAAUCAGUUGCUGGACAAAAACGUACAGCAAAUGUUGAACAAGCAACUGGUUUAUUAUCAAAUUUAAUUGGUGAAACAUCUGUAACACAACGUUGGGUUAGAGGUGAAAUAUCAAAUUUUCAAUAUUUAAUGCAUUUAAAUACAUUAGCUGGUAGAAGUUAUAAUGAUUUAAUGCAAUAUCCAAUAUUUCCAUGGAUACUUGCUGAUUAUGAUUCUGAAGAAUUAGAUUUUAAUGAACCAUCAACAUUUAGAGAUUUUACAAAACCCAUGGGAGCACAAAGUCCUGAGAGAUUAUUACAAUUUAAAAAAAGAUAUAAAGAAUGGGAUGAUCCACAUGGUGAAACACCACCAUAUCAUUAUGGUACACAUUAUUCAUCAGCAAUGAUUGUAUGUUCAUAUCUUGUUAGAAUGGAACCAUUUACACAACAUUUUUUACGUUUACAAGGUGGACAUUUUGAUCUUGCUGAUAGAAUGUUUAAUAGUAUUAAAGAAGCAUGGAAUUCAGCAUCACGACAUAAUAUGGCUGAUGUUAAAGAAUUAAUACCAGAAUUUUUUUAUUUACCAGAAUUUUUAAUAAAUUCAAAUCAAUUUGAUCUUGGAUCAAAACAAAGUGGUGUACAACUUGGUGAUGUUGUAUUACCAACAUGGGCAAAACAAGAUCCACGUGAAUUUAUAAGAGUACAUCGUCUUGCAUUAGAAUGUGAUUAUGUAUCACAAAAUUUACAUCAUUGGAUUGAUUUAAUAUUUGGUUGUAAACAAAAUGGACAAUCAGCUGUUGAUGCUGUUAAUGUAUUUCAUCAUUUAUUUUAUGAGGGUAAUGUUGAUAUAUAUACUAUUGAUGAUCCAUUAAAAAAAAAUGCAACAAUUGGUUUUAUAAAUAAUUUUGGACAAAUACCAAAACAACUAUUUAAAAAAUCACAUCCAUGUAAAAAAAUGAAUCAACGUAUAAGUGUUAUUGAUCCAGGACCAAUGGUAACACAUGGUUUAUCAAUAACAUCAACAGAUAAAUUAUUUUUUCAUAAUUUAGAUAAUUUAAAACCAUCAUUACAACCAAUUAAAGAAUUAAAAGGUCCAGUUGGACAAAUUUUACAUGUUGAUAAAACAGUAUUAUCUGUUGAACAAAAUAAAACAUUAAUACCACCGUCAUUUAAUAAAUAUGUUGCUUGGGGUUUUGCUGAUCAUUCAUUAAGAAUUGGUAAUUAUGAUAGUGAAAAAGCAAUAUUUGUUUGUGAAGGUAUGAUGCAAAGUAGUGGUGAAAUAGUAUCAUGUGUAUGUCCAUCAUCAAAAUUAAUAAUAACUGCUGGUACAAAUUCAGUUGUAACAAUAUGGGAAUAUUCAAAACGACAAUUAUCAAUAAAACAAUGUUUAUAUGGACAUACUGAAGCUGUAACAUGUCUUGCAUCAAGUCCAGCAUAUAAUGUUAUUGUAUCUGGUUCACGUGAUGGUACUGCUAUUAUAUGGGAUUUAUCAAGAUGUUUAUUUGUUCGUCAAUUACGUGGACAUGCUGGACCAGUUGCUGCUGUUACAAUUAAUGAUUUAACUGGUGAUAUUGCAACAUGUGCUGCAACAUGGUUACAUGUAUGGAGUAUUAAUGGUGAUGAAUUAGCAUGUGUUAAUACAUGUGUUGGUAGAGCUGAUAGAAUGCAACAAAUAUUAUGUGUUUCAUUUAGUCAAACACAUGAAUGGGAUUCACAAAAUGUCAUUAUGACUGGUUCAACUGAUGGUGUUGCAAGAAUGUGGUCAAUGGAUUAUGUACAAGUACCUGCUACUACUACUUCUUCUACUACUGCUGAUGAUGAUGAUGGUAAUGGUGAUAAAACAAAUGAAACAAAUGGAAAAUUAAAAAAACAAAAUAAUACAGAGGAUAGAAGUGAAAAAACUAAAAAACGUGUACAUGAAUUAGUUAAACAAAUGAGUAUAUCUGUUGAAGAAACAAAUAGUAUGAUGAAAUGUGGAUCAGAAAGUAGUUUAUCUGAUGCUGAAAUAUCAAAAGAAACAUUACGUUUACAUGAAGAUAAAGAAGAAUGUUCUGAUAAUGAAUCAAGUAAUGGAUCAAUUGAAAAAUUAAGUAGUAAAAAUUCAUCACAAUCACAAUCACAAUCAUCUGGUGUUGUAUUAAGAAGAAAAAGUCGUUGUAAUCCAUUAUUUAGAAAAAGUGAAGGUGGUGGUAUUGUUGGUAGAGCUGAUAGUGAAAAUACACAACAAAGUGAAUCACAAUGUAGUACAUUUGAUACUGAUAGUGCAUUAAGAACAAGUAAAAGUGAUACAAGUUUAACUGAUAGUUUUGUUAUGGUUAAUGAAUCAGAUACAAAACCAAAAAAAAUCAAUUUACAAAAUGUACUUAGAGAUGGUUUUAAAUGGCAAAGACAACUUGUAUUUAGAAGUAAAUUAACAAUGCAUACAGCAUAUGAUCGUAAAGAUAAUGCUGAACCUGCAUCAAUAACAGCACUUGCUGUAUCAAGAGAUCAUAGAAUUAUUUAUGUUGGUGAUACAAGAGGUAGAGUUUUUUCAUGGAGUGUUUGUGAACAACCUGGACGUACUGUUGCUGAUCAUUGGCUUAAAGAUGAAGGUGUUGAUUCAUGUGUUGGAUGUGGUGUUAGAUUUAAUAUUUAUGAAAGAAGACAUCAUUGUCGUAAUUGUGGACAAGUAUUCUGUUCAAAAUGUAGCAGAUUUGAAUCUAAAAUAUCAAGACUUGGUAUAUUAAAACCUGUCAGAGUUUGUCAAGGUUGUCACAGCACAUUAAAAUCACAAUCAUCAACUGAAAGUAACAACUAAUAAUUUUGUUUUUUAAUUUAUUCAAUUUUUGCUUUUGACUUUACUCCAGCUGCAUUUUAUUGAUUUUUAUUGUUUUAUUUUUUUUAAUUUUUAAAAAUUCAUCAAUAAGAUGUCUUUCCAAUCAUUUUUAAUUAAUUUUACUAAUAUUUAACAAGG
Aphidius gifuensis is the source of this 11074-nucleotide messenger RNA. RefSeq names its product WD repeat and FYVE domain-containing protein 3 (gene bchs). Lineage: Eukaryota; Metazoa; Arthropoda; Insecta; Hymenoptera; Braconidae. The coding region runs from base 479 to 10918 and encodes 3479 amino acids. The record is from RefSeq and is a predicted model, not a curated record. Gene Ontology annotation, molecular function: metal ion binding; protein binding. The transcript is spliced from 4 exons.